Messenger RNA from Mus caroli (Ryukyu mouse), 1984 nucleotides. RefSeq names its product apolipoprotein L2-like. Gene Ontology annotation, cellular component: membrane; extracellular region. Gene Ontology annotation, biological process: lipid transport; lipoprotein metabolic process. Gene Ontology annotation, molecular function: lipid binding. NCBI's taxonomy places the organism in Eukaryota, Metazoa, Chordata, Mammalia, Rodentia, Muridae. The record is from RefSeq and is a predicted model, not a curated record.
AUGGGGACAGAUGGAGAUGGAGUGGCAGGGAGACAGCCUGGUCACCUGGUGAGCUGGAAGGUACACCUAUUAGUCCUCUACCUGACACCUAGACCUGGCAGCUGUCAUGAGCACCCCAGAAAGCGCUUCAUUCCCACUGUGGCUCAGCACCUCUUGGACAGGAAGAGCCUAGAGGUCCUGCAGCUCCUGCUGACUGAAGAGGAAACCUGGAAACAGUUUGUGGCAGAAGUUGAUUUGUCCAGGGAAGAGGAAGCUGCCUUGCGAGUGUCUCUUGCAGAGAUCUUUGCAGAUCCUGAUGGAAAAGAUGAAGAUGAGCUCCAAAUUGACCUGCAGGACAAGAAUGAGAGAAAAGAGGAAGAUGCCUUGAGUGAAGCCCUGGAUGAGACCGUAGCUGAUCCUGAUGCAGAAGAUAAAGAGGAGAUCCAAAAUGAUCUGUGGCACAAGGAAAGGUUCUUGGAUGCUUAUCCUCGGGUGAAACUGGAGCUUGAGGAGAGCAUCAGGAAGCUCCACGCCCUGGCAGACAAGGUUGACAAGGUACACAGGGACUGCACCAUCUCACAGGUGGUGGCCAGCUCCAGCAGUGCUGUGUCUGGAGUCCUGACCAUCCUUGGUCUGGCUCUGGCACCUGUGACAGCAGGAGUCAGUCUGGCAUUGUCAGCCACUGGCUUGGGGCUGGGGGCAGCGGCGGCUGUGACUAGUGUUUCCACAAGCAUUGUGGAAAACAUAAGUGUGGUGUCUGCUGAAGCUAAAGCCAGCAACCUGGAGACAACCAACAAAGACACAAUGAAGGGCAUGAUAGAAGUUUUGGAUCAAAGUGGCCCCAGACUUCUUUCUGUAUCUACAAAUACCAUCCAGAACAUACAAGGCAUCCAAAAAUGCAUUAAUGCCAUUCAGUUGGCCAAAGCCAACACUAGCCUAGAAAAUAAUGCCAAGCGUCUCAUGACCAUAGGAAAGACAUCAACCGAAACCACUAAACAGGUGCAGAAAGCCUUUGGAGGUACCACUCUGGCAAUGACCAAAGGAGUCCGAAUCAUGGGUGCAGCCACCACAGGUUUCUUCCUCUUGCUGGAUGUGAUCAGCCUUGUGGAAGACUCGAAGCAUUUGCAUGAGGGUGCUAAGUCACAGUCUGCUGCAGAGCUGAGGAAGCAAGCUCAGGACCUGGAGCAGAAGUUACGGGAGCUCAAAAAGGUUCAUGACAGCCUGAUUCAGUGACCUCUUUCUCUUCCGUGCAGCUCAGAUGACUGAGGAGGGAGUGUGCUGGACAGAGCCAUGAACACAUGGGAGCCUCUGACUGUACCCCUUCACAGCAGUGCCUGCUAAAGAGAGAGGGCACGUUAAGAUACAAGAAGCCAGAACAGAGAUGGGACAAUCUCAUGACCUCUUACCAGACUCCAGCUCUUAGAUCCAUCAACCUCCCAACGAAGAUCCGCCUUCCCAAGCUGAGGAGCGCAUCCAUGUCCUGACUAAGCCACAGCAUGGCUGCUCCUGAGCUGUGCCCACUGCACUGCUCCCAGCUCAGGCUCUCCAGGUCCACUGAGCUGUCAAUCUUUCCAUGGCUUUGUUAUUGAUGGCACAGAGACCUUCUCCUCUUUUCUUCUUCUGCCUCAUUGUGUGUUUAUACAAAUAUUUCUCAAUCUUACAGUCAGACUCUGGUUGUGAAAGUCAUUUCCUGUUCUUGGUUUUGGGUAGUCACAUGAGUGCCAUUGGUAAAAUGCUCAAGGCUAGAAAGAGAGGACACUGGUAAUACCACCUGUCCAGUCAUCACAAGUUCUUUUCCCUACAUGCCACUGUGGACGCUAACAGAAGGAGAGGUGACAGGGUAUGACUGGUGAACCCUUCUCUCUGCCCAGACUCCUGGGAAAAUCAAAAGCUUUAAUGCCUAUUGCAAGCUAAAAUCUGCUGUAAUUGGAUGAGAUCUGGCAAGAUGAAUAGGAUGGGCUACACUUGCUCCAUAAUUUUUGAAGAAUAAAUUUGUAAAAACGGA